Messenger RNA from Chiroxiphia lanceolata (lance-tailed manakin), 1032 nucleotides. Its product is annotated as proline-rich protein HaeIII subfamily 1-like. The record is from RefSeq and is a predicted model, not a curated record. Bases 1 to 1032 code for a protein of 343 amino acids. NCBI's taxonomy places the organism in Eukaryota, Metazoa, Chordata, Aves, Passeriformes, Pipridae. The transcript has a single exon.
AUGCCCUGCCCGCGGUGCCUCCCGACGCCAGAGGCGCUCCCUGCCCUCCCUACCCUCGGAGGAAGCGGCACCCGCGGGCCGGAGGGCGCCUCCCCUGCCCCUGCCCGAGCGCCGGGAGAAGAAAGCGGCCCUCGCCCCCGCCCCUUCCCCGGUAGCGGCAGCGCCCAGCUGCUGCGGUGGCCGCCAGCGCCCAGCCGCCCGCCCGCUCGCCGCAUUCCUCCGUGGCUCCGUUGCCCGGUCAACCAGGACGUGCCGCCGGGCCUGCAGGGGGAGUAUCCCCCCGGCAUCCCCGCACCUGACCCUCGGCGAGGCGGAGGACCCCUGGGCGCCGCUGGGCUGGGGCUGGCGGCACCGGCUCACCCCUCCCGCGGCGCCACCCGCUCACCCCCUCGCCGCUCCUGCUGCGACUCCCGCCGCUCCGCGACCUGGGAAGCGGCGACAGCGCCGCGGCCGCUCCCGGCCGGCGCGCAGGCACCUCGCGGCUCCGCGGCGCGGCCAAUGAGGAGCCGCCCUCUCCCCUCGCCGCGGCCUCCCGCGGCCUCCCGCCGCCGCCCCCGCCGCCGGGUGCCCCGGCCAGGUGUGCCCGACCGGCUUCCCGGUGCGCCGUCCCGCCCGGCACGGCCCGGGAACCGCCGGCGGCGGGACCCGCCCACCGCGGGUCUGAGGGCGGCUCCCGAUACGGCCAUUGUGUGCGCGCCCGCCGGCCACGCCCUCCCGCAGCCCGCGGCACCGCCGGGCAGGGGGGCUGGGGCCGGGGACAGCCGAGGGGCUGGCGGCCGCUGCCAUCCGCCCACCCGCUGCCAGCACCCUGCUCCGCGAAAAAGCAGUCCUGGCUCCCGCCCCGUCCGGAGCCCCCGGGCCGCCGCCAGCAGUGGCGAGCUCAUCAGGGCAGUGCAGCCUGGCACAGGCACCCGCCUCGGGCACAGCGAGCGGUGGCCGCUGCCGCCGCUCGGGCACCUCAGAAAGCGAACGCUUACGUGCCAUUUGCAGGUAUUCUCUUACCAGGCCACAAAAAUGAGCCUUUUUUUUUAA